UUCUUCUAACCAAAUUUAUCACACACGAUCUUCGAUUCUUAAACACCAACAUAUACCACUUGUUAAUCCAUCAUUUCUAUCCGUUUGGUCUCACUAUGAUGAUGAAAGAUCGAAUGGAGCGUCUUGUAGCUUUUCCCUUUGCUACCGCUUGUGUCUCUGCAUCUAGUGUCGCGGUUUGUGUGCAACAUGGUAGAAGAUCAAAGGAAGAUAUUGAUUUUUCUCAUAUGGUGUGUAGAUCAUUUGACACAACCAAGGAUCCAAAAGUCGAAGAAGGGGAAUCGGGCGAAAAUAUUAUGAAGAGCUCAUUUAAGUUCACGUCACUUUCAAAACCAAGUGUCUCUAUUAGGCUUCAAAGACUCACCAAGACCAUCAAGAAUUUAUCUCAAUCACUUGGGGUUAAGGAAGAGAUGGGUGAAGUAGAAAUGGAGAUGGAAAUAGGGGUUCCAACUGACGUAAAGCAUGUUGCCCAUGUUGGAUUUGAUGGAUCUGUAACCUCGGAAGCAGCCAACCAUCAAGGGACGAACCUCACAGCCUCAUCAGAUUUUCUUGGUUUUUGCCCUAUUUCCUUUGCACGGCUUGAGGAGCGGCUUGCCUUGUGUGUACCACUGGAUACCGUACCUCAACGCAUUAUGGAACACAUGCUAUCCGAGGCUACAAACAAAACCAAAGCUAGUCUUAUGGGAUGAAAAUGUAUUCCAUCAUAUAUAUUAUUGUUCAAGCAAGCAAUAAUCAUGUUUUGUUAAUUUUGUGUGAUGAUAUGAUGUGAUAUCCUACAUUUUUAUUUAUUUCAAUGUGAGAAAUCUAUGAAUUGAACUAUCAGUUUAAUAUUA
Molecule: messenger RNA, 830 nt
Organism: Erigeron canadensis
Lineage: Eukaryota; Viridiplantae; Streptophyta; Magnoliopsida; Asterales; Asteraceae
Product: CRIB domain-containing protein RIC4-like
Exons: 3
Coding region: 96-686 (196 amino acids)
Source: RefSeq, a predicted model, not a curated record